AUGGAUUUGAGCAUUCAUGUCCAAGCGAGUGGCAUGACCGCAGCUUUCGCUUUGUGUCUUGAUGUACUUCCUCACCAGAUCACUGCCAUGGCACAUGUCACCUCGAUCUUGCAGAUGUGCAUCUCCUAUAUGGAAUCACGGCCAGCGCAGGUCGAAGCUCAGAAGGAGUUGAAGGCACACAUGGAUCGAGUGAGUUUCAUUCAGAAGAAAAUCCUCCGGAAGAAGCGAAACUCCGUUGUUUCACAGGGACGAGCUGUGCGACCGCUCCCGGCCAUCCUCGGAAGCGAGAAUGAGAACGGAUCGGAACGAGAGGCCGAUGGGAGCCAAGACUCAUUUUCCAAGGAGCAGAGACAGAUGGGAGAGGAGACGCCUGCAGGUGAACAUUCAGAUGACGAUCAGACAAGACCAAUCAUACGGACUGGCAAGAAAUCACAGGCAGCGCUCUUGGGAGACAGUGAGGCCGUUUCUGGUGCGAACCGGCCGCAUUUUGAUGAACCCGAACUCUUUAAUGGUGAACCAACUCCAGGACGAGAUUCUCAGGAGCCUUUAGCCUCUUCAAAGUCUUUCGACGGAGGCCAUCUCCCCCCUAUUCCUGGAGAGGUUCGUCCUCCACCUGAGGUUGCCCCACAGCUUCCGCAGGCAGAGGAAGGUGAAUCUUCACCAAGCGGAUCUGUGAAGCUGAGAGCGGGGAAAUGUAAUACCGCCCCAGCAAAGAUGACUGCAGAAGUAGAGGUGGCAGAGCAAGCCAAAAAGGUGAAGAAAAAGAAAGCUCGGACCACUUUUGCUUGGUUACAGACCUUGGUCCCAUCCCAGAUGGCAGUCUGGCGAGGAUCCUCAUCCAAGGAAGUCUGCGGAGCAGUGCAAGCUGCGACGGCAUCAUCAGAGCUGGGUCCAAUAGGCAACUUUUCUCCGGUGCCUUCCAGAUGA
This is a messenger RNA of Cladocopium goreaui, 927 nucleotides long. NCBI's taxonomy places the organism in Eukaryota, Dinophyceae, Suessiales, Symbiodiniaceae. The record is from the annotation of a GenBank genome assembly.